Triticum turgidum subsp. durum (durum wheat) is the source of this 1218-nucleotide messenger RNA. The record is from the annotation of a GenBank genome assembly. Lineage: Eukaryota; Viridiplantae; Streptophyta; Magnoliopsida; Poales; Poaceae.
AUGGCCUACACCUCCUCCCUCCACCUCUCCAAGCACCUCCUCCUCCCCAAGCCCAACCGCGCCAGGCCUUCCUCCUCCAGGUCGCCGUCCUUCGUCCGGGCGGCCAGGGUCGUCGACGGCGCCCCGCACGUCAACGGGCACUCCAAGAAAGCGCACAACGGCAAGGUACAGAUCAACGGCGCCGGCGCCGACGGCAAGAAAGGGGCCAUCAACGGCCACGGCGUCGUUAACGGCAAGACGCACGUGAACGGCCAUGACCGGAUCCACCUGUCGGUGACCACGGGCGGCGGGGGCCAGGACGGGACGGGCCUCCGCGUGGCGUACCAGGGCGCGCCGGGCGCGUACAGCGAGUUCGCGGCCAAGACGGCGCUGCCCGGGUGCGAGACCGUGCCGUGCCGUGCCUUCGCGGACGCACUGGCGGCCGUGGACCGCGGCCUGGUCGACCGGGCGAUCCUCCCCGUGGAGUCCACCAUGGAGGGCACCGCGCUGCGGAACUACGACCUCCUGCUGCGGCACGACCUGGUGGUGGCGCAGGAGAUCAACCUCUUCGUGCACUACUGCCUCCUCGCCAUGCCCGGGGUGCGCGCCACCGAGGUGCGCCGGGUCAUCAGCCACCCCAUGGCGCUCGCGCACUGCGGCCGCGCCCUCGCGCGCCUCGGCGUUGACCGCGAGCCGGUCGAGGACACGGCCGGCGCCGUCGAGAUGCUGCGCUCCAACAUGAUGCUCGACACGGCCGCCAUCGCCAGCCCGCGCGCCGCCGACCUCUACGGCCUCGACGUCCUCGCGCACGGCCUGCAGGACGAGUCCUGGAACGUCACCCGCUUCCUGCUGCUCUCCAAGCCGCCGUCGCCGGUGGCGGUCCCCGUGGACGCGGACGCCAAGACCAGCAUGGUGGUCGCGCACCGGGGCGGGUCCAUGGCGGUGGUGCUCAAGGUGCUCUCCGCCUUCUCCUCCCGCAACAUCAACAUGUCCAAGCUGGAGGUCAUCAACAACGAAGCGGGCGUCGGCGAGCCGCGGCCCCCGGUGAUGAUCCUGGACACGGGCGCCCGCGGUGCGCCGACGCUGCGCGCGUUCCCGCACGUCCUCUACGUCGACUGCGAGGGUGCCGCCGACGACCCGCUCGUCCGCGAGGCCAUCAAGGAGAUCGAGAAAUUCGCCGUGUUCGUCCGAGUUCUUGGCUGCUACGCCGCGGACACCAACGUCUACGAUCUGCAAUGA